Messenger RNA from Manduca sexta (tobacco hornworm), 988 nucleotides. RefSeq names its product ommochrome-binding protein-like. Lineage: Eukaryota; Metazoa; Arthropoda; Insecta; Lepidoptera; Sphingidae. The coding region runs from base 97 to 987 and encodes 296 amino acids. The record is from RefSeq and is a predicted model, not a curated record. The transcript is spliced from 2 exons. Gene Ontology annotation, molecular function: protein binding.
GUAUCAUCUCGUUUAUUCGUAUUAAACGUGUAUGAUAAAUUGUGGAGAUAUUUAAAUGUUUUCGUUACAUUAUUGCCACUGAGAACAUAAAAUAAAAUGGAGCAAUACAAAAUCGUAUUCGCGUACGUAAUCCUGCACACGUCGAAGAUCCACGCGAAGGAAGUUGUUGUGUGCGACGGAGUGGUGUUCCACGACGUGUAUUUCGACAAGGAACUCCUGGUGACGAACUAUGGGAGGCCUUACAAUCUGGUCAUGCACAAGUAUUCUGGUAUCCUUUUCUUCAGCCACACCAUCCAGAAUGGAUCCUUAGUAGAUUUCGGGAUAACAGCGUGCCAUCUAGAAAAGAGCGUCUGCAAGGAGAUCCAAGGAGUUCCAGGUGGAUAUGCCAUUGCCUAUGAUUCUGGUAAUGACGAUAUCUACUUUGGCGGGCAUGACGGAUUGUACAAGUACAAUUUUCUAACAAAGUCAGCUGAGUUCUUCGCCGAAAAAGGCAAGUCAAUAUGGGGAAUAUUUAUCAGAAAGCACUUCUACUACAUCCAAUACCCAUCGCAGAGGUUAUUUGUGUACCAAAACGACAUGUUCGUACAAGUAUCAGAGGCACUUAACAUUGAGGUGGACAAUUUCUUCAUAUCAAAGUAUUUAGACAUUUAUUUCUCAAAUAAGACCGCGCUGUUCAGAGUGUCUAAGAACAAGAAGAUUGCAGCUAUCCUAAAUGAUGAGAUCAUAAUUCGGCAGAUAGUAGAAGACGCUUACGGUGACGUUUAUUUCUGCGCACACGACGGCGUUUAUUUUGAAGACAAGCCGUUCAGAAGACUGAAGAAGAUCGCGGAUAUUGAUCACGCCUUUGGCCUGACGUUCGACGAGAACGAUCAUGUGAUAUAUUCGAAUAAGGAUUCUAUAUACAGAUUGGUUCCUAGUAAAUAUGGAAAUCUGUGUUAUAAGGCGCUCAGUGUCCCGAGAGAAACGUCGGAGGAUGCAACUGAAUAAU